AUGCGGCUCUUAAAUCCGAUCUUUCUGGUAGCCUAUGUUCUGCCACUUGCUUGCGCCAUGCCGGUUGUGGAUAGAGAACGGACGUUCAGAGGUAAUGGUGACAUUUCCAUAAAGGAGAGUAAUAUCUUGGCGGGCCUCAGAAGAAUUUAUAUAACAUACGGAAGACUUACUUCAAUCAUCGAAGAUGACAACAACUUCACUGACUUCGUAUUUCACGAAGGUGUAACAGUAAAUCUGUUCCGUGGCACAAAUUUUCGGGGAAAUCCACCAGUAAAAUAUUUGUUCAAAACUAUAAUCCAACCAAAUGAAUGGCAAAGCAAUCUUCGAGGUCUUUAUUGGGUCGUUGCAAGCUGCGAAAAUAAUAUAUGCACCCUUCGCGGUAUUGUUCGUAAAGGUAACAUCUCUAUGGAAUACACGGUAUUUAAUGAAGUGAAUGAGGGCCUUCCUUCUCUAUCUUAUCCAGAAUAUUAG
Messenger RNA from Blumeria graminis f. sp. triticale, 471 nucleotides. NCBI's taxonomy places the organism in Eukaryota, Fungi, Ascomycota, Leotiomycetes, Helotiales, Erysiphaceae. The record is from the annotation of a GenBank genome assembly.